Molecule: messenger RNA, 2043 nt
Organism: Enterobius vermicularis (human pinworm)
Lineage: Eukaryota; Metazoa; Nematoda; Chromadorea; Rhabditida; Oxyuridae
Source: the annotation of a GenBank genome assembly
AUGACUGUCAACGAAAUGGAUACAGCAUCUGCCUUCGCUCACGAUCCGUUGAAAGCCAUGGCAGCAGAAGUUGUAAGUGCUUACAUUCGGUACCAAAGUUUUGUGGUCGACAUUUCAACGAUAAUAUGCAAGGAUAUGCUAUUUGCGUACAGAGCUGUUAGUUAUUACUUAAUUAUUACUGUACACACCGGUUUAGCACUACGACAUCCGCCAAAACUGGGUUUAGAAAAUAAAAAUGAUUCUGUUAUUGCUGUUGUACCAACAUUUUGGUCUGAACCCUACUGGAAGGAACUGAAGAUACUAAACCUUACUAUUCAUUAUCAAUUUCUUGUAGAGGACAAGUCGGCAUGCCAGGGAGAUGUUGAAAAAGUUAUAGACAGUGAUUUGUACAACUGUACAGCCAGUAUUGCGGUGGAUGACAGUAAUGCAGAACAACCAGUCGACUUUGUUGAUGGCGAUGACAACGACGUUGGCGACGAUGAGCAGAAGAUGAAUUUUUCAACUGUUGAUUUCGAGAACGGUGAUGUUGCAAUCGAAGUAGAAUUUGAAAGAAACAUUUUUGCCGGCGUAGACAUCGUGAAAUUCUGGUACGAAGUUGAUGUUUUGCAAUUACGUCAGUUAGAUGCUGAGGACAAUGAAAUUAUCCCAGAAACAGUUACUUGGAUUGAGUCGGAAAUUACUGAUUUUGAUAUUGAAACAGACAAAUAUGGAGAUGGCACUGAUGAAAAAGAUGAAAUAAGUGAAAUAGAAGACGAGGACAAGAUGGAUGACAACGAUAAGUUUGAUGACAUUUUUGGCAAAGAAAACAGUGAUGUAGAUGGCGACAGUACCACUGACAAGGAUACCGAAAAAGACAACGGUAACGAUGAUGCUGAUGACGAUAUUGACGGUGAUGACGAUGACAAUGCUAAUGAUGAAGAUCGUAAUUACGGCAAAGCAGAUACCAAUGCAAGUGACGAGGAUCAAAGUAAAAACACUGAUUCGCUAAAACAGCAAACUAAGGCAAUUAACAAAAAGACUCAGGAAGAAAUUAGCAGGCAAACAGAUUUCUUCGACGAAACAGACGAUGAAGAUAACAGUAAAGACUUGGCUGUUGAACCUGAUCAGGAGGAGACCACUACAGAAACUACAGAAGAAACAACUAUUGAAACUACAAUUACUUCAACUGAAUCUACUACAAUGUUUACUAGAACAGAAACUGAACCAAUAGAAUCACAAACAGAAAAAAUGGAAGAGGAAGAUGAUGGCACUGAUGAUAACGAUGCUAUUCUAAAAAAACCGAAUGAGAUAGUAGACAUUGAAGAUUCAGGCAGUAAGGAAUCUCCGAUAGAUGCAUUGCGAACAUUUUCAACAAAAUUCCAGCCAGAUGAAAGAGAAGCAAAUGAAGUUAAAGGAGCAUUGAAACAUGAAAGCAACAGUAUUACAAAUCAAGACCCUGUAGAAAAAAUGGAUGUGUUAGAUGAUUUGAUAAACGACGAACUCAGCAGUAAUGAAAUUGAUGAAUUUUCCGAAGAAAAGGAACUUAGAGACCAUGGCAAUGAAAAGUCAAUAAGUGCGAUAGAUGCAAGAACCACAGCUGAUACUAUAACUACUACGACUAGAACACUUCCAUUGCCUCCAACAACAAUAAAAACAAUUACAAGAAAAGAUGCAAGUUCUGAAGAGUCAGAUGAUGAAGGUUUGAAUACACACAACGUUGAUACUGAAAGGAUCCAGAAAAUAAGAGGUCAACCCGAAAGGACUUUUGUCACUGCUACAAAUAAACCUCCGCAUAACAGAACCGCAUCGAUUGUCACAUCAUUCCUAAGUAGCGUAAAUAAGAAACAGUUUGCAAUUGGGACAGGGGCCCUUGGAUUGGUACUGAUCAUUGCAUCGCUCGUAUUAGCAGCUUGGUGUUGUUGCCGUAACAAAGAAAGCUUUUCUACCUAUCAGGCGCAGGCUCGAAAGGAAAACCAUAUGAAUGGCAAUAGUCCAUACAAAUAUUCCGCUGCGUUACAAACGAGACCAGAAACGGACCCCGAAAAAGAACUACUUAAUCAGUGA